AUGCCCGAGGAGGAUCUGACCCGAUGGGGAAUCUCAGAUGCCAUGCUCUACCUGGUCGGGUUUUGGGCGAUGCCUCCCGUCUCACGCGCAGCCCCAGCGGGGGCCCAGACCUUCAGCCUGAAGCGCUCGGAGCACGUGCGGGUGGAGGUGGUGUGUGACGGGCAGGCCGAGGAGGUGGCCACCAACGGCAAGCAGCGCUGGCCUCUCUCGCCCAGCACCACGCUUCGGCUCAGCAUGAGCCAGGCCAGCACCGAGGCCAGCAGCGACAAGGUCACUGUCAGCUACUAUGAGGAGGAGGGAAACAGCCCCAUCGACCAGGCUGGGCUCUUCCUUACAGCUAUCGAGCUCUCCCUGGAUGUGGACGCAGACCGGGACGGCGUGGUCGAGAAGAACAACCCAAAAAAGGCGUCCUGGACCUGGGGCCCUGAGGGCCAGGGAGCCAUCCUGCUGGUGAACUGUGACCGGGAGGUACCCUGGUUGUCCAAGGAGGACUGCAAGGACAACAAAGUCUACAGCAAGAACGACCUCAAGGACAUGUCACAGAUGAUCCUGCGGACCAAAGGCCCCGACCGCCUCCCCGCAGGAUAUGAGAUCGUCCUCUACAUUUCCAUGGCGGACUCGGACCGAGUGGGCGUGUUCUACGUGGAGAACCCGUUCUUCGGCCAGCGUUACAUCCACAUCCUGGGCCGGCAGAAGCUCUACCACGUGGUCAAGUACACAGGCGGCUCGGCGGAGCUGCUGUUCUUCGUGGAAGGCCUGCGGUUCCCCGACGACGGCUUCCCCGGCCUGGUCUCCAUCCACGUCAGCCUGCUGGAGUAUAUGAGCGAGGAGAUUCCGCUGACACCCAUCUUCACAGACACCGUGGUGUUCCGGAUUGCUCCGUGGAUCAUGACCCCCAACAUCCUGCCUCCCGUGUCCGUGUAUGUGUGCUGCAUGAAGGACAAUUACCUGUUCCUGAAAGAGGUGAAGAACCUGGUCGAGAAAACCAACUGCGAGCUGAAGGUCUGCUUCCAGUACAUAAACCGGGGCGACCGCUGGAUCCAGGAUGAAAUCGAGUUUGGCUACAUCGAGGCCCCCCACAAAGGCUUCCCCGUGGUGCUGGACUCCCCCCGAGACGGAAACCUGAAGGAGUUCCCAGUGAAGCAGCUCCUGGGCCCAGAUUUCGGCUACGUGGCCCGGGAGCCCCUCUUUGAGCCUGUCACCAGCCUCGAUUCCUUUGGGAACCUGGAGGUCAGUCCCCCAGUGACCGUGAAUGGCAAGACAUACCCCCUGGGCCGGAUCCUCAUCGGGAGCAGCUUUCCUCUGUCUGGCGGUCGGAGGAUGACCAAGAUCGUGAGGGAAUUCCUGCAGGCCCAGCAGGUGCAGGCGCCCGUGGAGCUGUACUCAGACUGGCUGACCGUGGGCCACGUGGAUGAGUUCAUGACCUUCAUCCCCAUCCCGGGCACAAAGCAAUUUCGGAUGCUCAUGGCCAGCACCUCGUGCAGCUCAUGGAAAUGCUUGGGCGGGAUGAGCAGCAAGCGAAUCACCAUCAACAAGAUUCUGUCCAAUGAGAGCUUGGUGCAGGAGAACCAGUACUUCCAGCGCUGCCUGGACUGGAACCGUGACAUCCUCAAGAAGGAGCUGGGGCUGACGGAGCAGGACAUCAUCGACCUGCCCGCUCUGUUCAAGAUGGACGAGGACCGCCAGGCCAUAGCCUACUUCCCAAACAUGGUGAACAUGAUUGUGCUCGACAAGGACCUGGGCAUCCCCAAGCCGUUCGGGCCCCAGAUCGAGGAGGUGUGCUGCCUGGAGACGCACGUGCGCUCGCUGCUGGAGCCCCUGGGCCUCUGCUGCACCUUCGUGGACGACAUUUCCGCCUACCACAAGUUCAUGGGGGAGAUCCACUGUGGCACCAACGUCCGCAGGAAGCCCUUCGCCUUCAAGUGGUGGCACAUGGUGCCCUGACCGGCAGCGGGCGCUGUGUGCCGGUCUCAGCCCACCAGGAAGCAGUGUUGCGGCUAGGCUGGCCCUGUGGUUCUCAUGAGGGCAAGAAGCCCCUCAGCCAUAAGCAUCAAGAAACUUGGAAAAAGCAAAACAAAAAAGUGUAUUACUUACAGGACCUAGAAAUUACACAGCACACCUGGGGCCGCACGGCGAGGUCGUGGGGCGAGAGAGCGCACGGGCCUGGGGUUCUGCUUUUACUGGGGUCGAGGGUGGGGCCUAGGGUUUCCGCAGGCUCCCUCUUCAUUGGCAAAUUUAAAACGUAAGAGGGGGAUGUUAAAGCACAGAAGAGGAAAAGCCAGCUGCCCAAAUGGUCAGUUGUCAAAGUCAACCAAGGUCUCUGAGAGAAAGGAGCCUCUAGGACAGCGGUUCUCAACCUUGGCUGCACAUUAGAAUCUCCUGGGAAUCUUUUUAAAAUCCUGA
This is a messenger RNA of Myotis davidii, 2403 nucleotides long. RefSeq names its product peptidyl arginine deiminase, type II (gene PADI2). Lineage: Eukaryota; Metazoa; Chordata; Mammalia; Chiroptera; Vespertilionidae. Gene Ontology annotation, cellular component: cytoplasm. The coding region runs from base 1 to 1944 and encodes 647 amino acids. The transcript has 17 exons. Gene Ontology annotation, molecular function: protein-arginine deiminase activity; calcium ion binding. The record is from RefSeq and is a predicted model, not a curated record.